Messenger RNA from Anopheles bellator, 1968 nucleotides. It is a transcript of the gene Pmm2, whose product is annotated as phosphomannomutase. The record is from RefSeq and is a predicted model, not a curated record. Gene Ontology annotation, cellular component: cytosol. Gene Ontology annotation, biological process: protein N-linked glycosylation; mannose metabolic process; GDP-mannose biosynthetic process. The transcript has 3 exons. Bases 911 to 1894 code for a protein of 327 amino acids. Gene Ontology annotation, molecular function: phosphomannomutase activity. NCBI's taxonomy places the organism in Eukaryota, Metazoa, Arthropoda, Insecta, Diptera, Culicidae.
GAGGGCAUCAGUGUCACGUCGGCCAGCCAUACGGAGGCGUGACUUAUUCUGUCCGUUAUGUACGUUUGACUGGGUGUUAAUAUUGGUGUCUUGGUUCUCUCGUUUUAGGUGAGUUUACAUUGCCACGCAACAAUCGAUACAGUCAGGCUUCUUGUGCGGUGUAUUUAUAGCCAUAGAUAAACCGGAACGUUUGGCCGAGCCCAGUCUUUGUCCUCAAGUGUCCUCAUGGUCCAUCGCUCGCCGGCCGUGGGGCAAGGCAAGGAAGUUCAGCUGUCGGCCGGCGAUUCGGCUCACUUCUGCCUGCAGCAGCUCGUGUAGCGUGACACCGUCGUGCCGAUAAAGCCAGUACCCGCUGUCGCUGUUAACCGUACCCUUGUUCGGGACGAAAUCGUAGCGCUUUGGACCGCUGGUCGGUGAACUGAGCCAGAUCUGUCGGUUCGGUGACUGUCGGUUGAUAACGUACGUUCCGUGCGGCUGUCCAAAGUUCACAGUCAGCACACCAUCCUGCGGACGAUGCAAAAAGAUCAUUAGUAAAGAAGAGCGUCGAAUGAACCGUUCGAAUACCGACACUGUAGGUUACAUCCGCCUGGUUGAGCGAAGUGGUUUCCUCGACCAUCUCCUCGAAAUAAUCGCACAGCGAUUCCAGAGUAUCCGAGCAGACCGCUUCAAAGGUGGCCGAGUUGAUCGGAGAGGUCGGGAUGGAAUCGCUGGGAUUCUUCGAACUGAGCCACCGCCAACCGGCAAUGCAUUGAUCUGUCCACCUGGUGUUGGGGGUUAAUUGUUGCGACGGACGAUUGGUGCACAAUCUCUGGGACGGCACUGGACGACGAAUGAGAUGCAUCGUUCUGCUACCGGAAGCACCGAUCCGAACGCUCGUCCUGCUCGGAAUUCGCCGUAGAAUGGUGAUCGGAUGUAUCAUAACAAAGGUUUACUUCUGUUCCGGGACUGUUUACAAAAUAGAUCUUUGCGUCACAUAAAUUUUAAGCUCCAAUUGACAGCAGCUGUCAGUUUGAAGCCGUCUGUUUACUUUUUACUCCGCUGUUCGGGGGUAAUACAUUUUUCGCAAUUUCAGUUGAAGAGUGGCGAUCGUUCGAGCAAAUUGUCCUUUCCCGAAGCAAACCACGGAACAAUGAAGCUAGAACGGGAUGAAAUUCUGAUUCUGUUCGACGUGGACGGCACCCUGACCGAGCCACGGGCCGCGAUUGAGGAGAAAAUGAAAGAUUUCCUGUACCGUGACGUGUUGCCGCGGGCCACACUCGGGGUGGUCGGUGGUUCCGAUUUGGAGAAAAUGCGCGAACAGCUUAACGGGUCGGAGUUUCUCACCAAGUUCGACUACGUGUUCCCGGAGAACGGGCUGGUGCAGUACGAAGCCGGCCAGGAAGUGGGCAAAGCGUCGAUCGUCCAGCAUCUCGGCGAGGACGUUCUGAAGCGAUUCAUCAACUACUGCCUCCGGUAUAUCGCCGAUCUGGACAUACCGAUCAAACGGGGCACGUUCAUCGAAUUCCGCAACGGGCUGAUCAACGUGAGUCCGAUAGGACGGAAUUGCUCGGUGGCGGAGCGCAAAGAAUUUUACGCGUACGACGAAGUGCACCGUAUACGGCAGACGAUGAUAGAGCGAUUGCAGGCCGAGUUUCCCGCAGUGGACCUUACCUACUCCAUCGGGGGGCAGAUCAGCUUCGACGUGUUCCCGGCCGGGUGGGACAAAACCUUUUGCUUGCGUCACGUAUUCAAGCGAAAGAACGCGUUCCGGGAGAUUCAUUUCUUCGGCGAUAAAACCGACCCGGGAGGCAACGAUUACGAGAUCUAUAGUCACCCGCAGACCGUCGGCCAUCGUGUCACGUCACCGGACGACACCAUGGCUCAGUUGGUGGAGCUUUUGGAGCUGCAACAAUGAACGGAAACAACGGCACUGAUCGGCACGCGACGGGAAAUAGGGUUGGAAUGUUGUCAAUCCCCCUGCCUUUAUUC